AUGAGAUACCUCUUUGCUUUUCUACCUUUGAUCGGCGGUGCUCUAGCUAGCCCGCUUCCAUCUCCUGAAGAUGCCUUCUCUCAACCUUCAUGGGGUUUCGAAGUUGUCACUACGACUGUCACCGGAUCCGUCGGUACUGUAAUUGCCACACGCACACAAUGGAUGUCCGAUGAUAAUUUAACUUCAGUAAAUCAAGGUACUACCGCCUUCGUUACUUCGGUGGUGACCAGCUAUUCACGUCACUCUGAAAGUACCUGGACUACUGCUCCUUCAUCUUCAUCCGAAAGUAGCGCAACAAGGACAUCGACCACGGCGAGGCCCACUAGUACAACUACCAGUGAUGAGCGAGAGUCGAGCACCAAACAAGAAGAUAAACCAAGCUCUACCGAAAGCAAACAACCUGAAGCUACUGAAUUUACACCUCCCGCCAACGAUAUGAAGAAUAGUGCCAAAGUAGAGCAGGCGGCUAGGGAUGUACAGGAAGCCGGGGUUUUCGCUUUGUUCGAGAGUAAUGCACCUAUCAAAUUAGAAGGAUCGGAAGAAGAGAAAGAUAUCAAAGAUCAUUUCAAGUGCACAUUGAAACUUCACCCUGCGCCAGCUGGUAGGUAUGCCUAUCUUCAGGCGCUCGCGUCUAAUCCCUGGUACAACUACAAAGAUAGCGAUUGUAUUAUGGAAAUCAAGUGUGAUGAUUGGGAGAGAGAUAAGGAAGAUGGAUGUACGGCCCAGCCAGACUAG
Kwoniella botswanensis is the source of this 735-nucleotide messenger RNA. RefSeq lists its product as uncharacterized. NCBI's taxonomy places the organism in Eukaryota, Fungi, Basidiomycota, Tremellomycetes, Tremellales, Cryptococcaceae. Bases 1 to 735 code for a protein of 244 amino acids. The record is from RefSeq and is a predicted model, not a curated record. The transcript has 4 exons.